Molecule: messenger RNA, 2280 nt
Organism: Ipomoea nil (Japanese morning glory)
Lineage: Eukaryota; Viridiplantae; Streptophyta; Magnoliopsida; Solanales; Convolvulaceae
Exons: 3
Coding region: 207-2045 (612 amino acids)
Molecular function (GO): protein dimerization activity
Source: RefSeq, a predicted model, not a curated record
UCUCUCUCGCUCUCGUUCUCUCAGUCUCUCUCUCGCUCUCGUUCUCUCAGUCUCUCUCUCGCUCUCUCAGUCUCUCUCUCUGUGUAUCGAGUUGAUAGCCUCUUCUCGAACCCUCAUUCCCGUAGAGACGAAGAAGCAUACGUCGGGAAAGAUUCUCAUUGGCCUUGUAUCGGCGACUCGACUCGGUUCCUGAAGAGGUGAAGGAAAUGGUGAGAAGUGAGUUACUGGAGAAGAGAUUCGGAAAGGCAAUGAGGGAUGUUGGGGAGCUUAACAAGCCCAACCUUCCAGUGAAGAGGACCAGGCAGGACAGGCUUGACAAACAACUGAAACAAGACAGCAUUCAAAAUUCUGGCAAUAUGAUAGCUUCGGUCUUUCCCAGCGGGCGAGUGGACUCGCCAGCUGAAGGUAGUGGUGUCAGUGAUUCAUCACUAAGAAAAGCCCAGAAAAGUAUUGGCAGGUUCUUUUAUGAAACAGGAGUUGACUUCAGUGCAAUCAAAGCACCUAGCUUCCCGGUGAUGAUAAAAUCUAUCAUUGGCCCUUUGAAUACAAUGAAACUUCCUACUUGUAAUGAUUUGAAAGGGUGGAUCCUUCAGGAUGCAGUGAAAGAGAUGCAAGAGUAUACGUCUGAUAUCAAGAGUGUAUGGGCAACCACAGGAUGCAGCAUCUUGUUAGACGGAUGGGUAGAUUCAAAGGGUCGAAAGCUUGUUAAUGUCUUAGUAAAUUGCCCAAAGGGCACAGUUUAUCAUCAAUCCUAUGAUAUUUCAGCAAUUGAUGGCAAUGUUGUUGCAAUGGAAGAUUUUUUGGCUAAUGUUGUUGAGGAGGUUGGAGCUGAUAAUGUGGUUCAAAUUGUCUCGUACUCAACAUCAACUUUCAUGGAGGAUGUAGGGAAGAGACUAAACGAAAAGCAUAAGGGUGUUUUUUGGACUGUGAGUGCAUCUCACUGUAUAGAACUUAUGCUAAACAAACUUGCAAUGAUGGAUGUCUUCAAGGAAAUAUUGGAGAAGGCAAAAACCAUUACACAAUUUGUUUACAGCAAUGAGGAUGUCCUGAAACUUGCAAGAAAGUUUUGCUCUACUGACUUAGUUAAGCCUUCGAAGAUAAAGUCAAUAGUUCCGUUUCUUACCCUUGAGAACAUGGCGGUGGAGGACGAAAACUUGCAAAAGAUGUUUCUCUCUUCGGGUUGGAAAUCCUUAGUUUGUGCUUCUACCGAGGAGGGGCGAAGCAUUGCUGCCUUGGUGGCAGAUAAAACUUUUUGGAAUGGAGCUUUGACGGUCUCAAAGGCCACUAUUCCGCUGGUGACAGUUUUGAAAUUGAUCGGUGGAAGUAAUAAGCCAGAAAUUGGUUCUCUAUAUGACACAAUAGACCAGGCUAAGGAGACAAUCAGAAUAGAAUUCCAGUCGAGGAAAUCCCAAUACAUACCAUUCUGGGAAGCAAUAGAUGAAAUUUGGAACAAGUAUCUUCACAGCCCUCUCCAUGCUGCAGGAUACUUUUUGAACCCUAAUCUUUUCUAUUCAGAUGACUUCUUCGCUGAUGCAGAAGUUUCAUGUGGCCUCUGUUGCUGCAUUGUCCGUAUGUCACCGAAUCUUAGCAUUCAAGAUUUGAUGAUGCUGCAGAUUGACAAGUACCGGAUGGCAAAGGGUGAUUUUGGCUUAGGCAGUUCCGAGCUGGAAAAUAUUCAUCCAGCACUUUGGUGGUCAAAGUAUGGAGAUGAAUGCCCUGAACUACAAAUGAUGGCUGUCCGGAUCCUGAGUCAGACCUGUGAUGGGGCUUCAAAAUAUAAUCUAAAGAGGACAUUGGCAGAGGCCUUGCUCACUGAAGGGAGAAACCAGAUUGAACAGGAGAGGCUGAGGGAUCUGGCUUUUGUUCACUACAAUCUGCAGUUACAAAAUUUUAAGCCAGAUGUCUGCAACGACUUCUCAGAUGAGGAGAUCGACCCCAUGGAUGACUGGAUAGUGAAAAGACAGCAUGGUUCACUGAUCAGGUAUGAAGAGCCAGUGCCAAUAGAGUUGGAUUCUGAAGGUUCAGCUAGAGAAGGGGUCAUUUGAAAAGACAGGGCAAUUCUCGCGCAGAAAGGAGCUCAGCUAGUGAUGUAAAUUAUCUGUAGAUUUUGUAAGUGCAACCGGCAGUCUACAGUGACCAUAAACUUAAUAGUUGAAUAGGCCAGUUUCAUACUCCCUAUAUUUGGUUAGUGUUAAUUGUUCUGACCAUUGAAAAUUCACAUGGUUGGCAGAAUUAUGGAUUGCUCAAAACUAAGUUAAAGGAAAUGAUAACUUUGAAGAA